Molecule: messenger RNA, 3635 nt
Organism: Cydia strobilella
Lineage: Eukaryota; Metazoa; Arthropoda; Insecta; Lepidoptera; Tortricidae
Gene: betaggt-I
Product: geranylgeranyl transferase type-1 subunit beta
Exons: 5
Coding region: 264-1319 (351 amino acids)
Biological process (GO): protein geranylgeranylation
Cellular component (GO): CAAX-protein geranylgeranyltransferase complex
Molecular function (GO): CAAX-protein geranylgeranyltransferase activity
Source: RefSeq, a predicted model, not a curated record
ACUAUAUUUUGACAGUUACUUCACCCUGCUAUCAUUCCUCGCCCUUCACCUUAACUUAUGAAAAGUAAGAGGCAGGAUAAUGUAAAUUAGCUGUGAUUAAAGUAUUAAAAUAUUUAAAAAAUGAUAGUGAUGUAUUAAAUUGCCUAGUAAAUAAACUGCCUCACACUGUAUCAGUCGGUACAUUGCCAAAGAAGCUAGUGAUAGUUUCGGUUGGAAUAUUUUUAUAUCUCAUCCGGUUGUACAUUUAGAAAAAGAGAAUCAUCAUGAGUAAUCAAGAAAACCUGGAAAUGGCCCACAGGCAACAUGUGAAGUAUUUCAUGCGGUUCCUAGAUAUUUUGCCUUCAUCAUUGUCUUCACAUGAUACUACAAGGGUAACAAUAGCAUAUUUCUCAGUGGCCGGGCUGGAUGUGCUGGGCUCCAUCACGUCCUUGUCAUUAGAGCUGAGGUCCCGGAUUAUAGAAUGGCUGUAUCAUCUUCAAGUGCAUCCUAAUAAAGAGACUGGGGACAUGUCAAUGUGUGGCUUCCAGGGGUCGUCAACCAUCAACAUGGAGCUGCACCCCGAAAAUGCGCACUACCGCUGCGGUCACCUCGCCAUGACUUACACCGCGCUAUGUACCCUGGUCACACUUGGAGACGACCUCAGCAGAGUUAACCGGAAGGCGUUAGUAGAAGGUGUAAAGGCGCUCCAAACAGAAGAAGGUAACUUCGCUGCGACGCUGUCGGGCUGCGAGUCCGACAUGCGGUUCGUGUACUGCGCGGCCUGCAUCAGCUACAUACUCGACGACUGGUCCGGCUUCGACAAGGAGAAGGCGGCCGAUUACAUCAUCAAGUCGAUAGGCUACGAUUACGGCAUCGCGCAGUGCCCGUCGCUGGAGUCUCACGGCGGCACCACGUACUGCGCGCUCGCCACGCUGCAGCUCACCGCGCAGCUCCACAAGCUCUCCGACCGACACGUCGAGGGCCUCACGCGCUGGCUCGUGUUCCGCCAGAUCGACGGCUUCCAAGGCCGACCCAACAAACCCGUCGACACGUGCUACAGUUUCUGGGUCGGAGCGUCACUUAAAAUGCUCAAAACUUUAAAAUACACCAACUACGGAAGUAACAGGAGUUACGUAUAUGAGACGCAGGACGUUAUCGUUGGCGGCUUUUCAAAAUGGCCGGACACUUGCACGGAUCCGAUGCACACGUAUUUAGGUUUAGCCGGGCUUAGUUUAAUAGGCGAGAAGGGACUUUUGAAGAUAGUGCCGACUCUAAAUAUCACUAAACGGGCGUUCGAACAUUUGAAGAGUUUACACGAGCAAUGGGCUAAGGAGUCAUAGUGAUGGCAUAGUUUCUUAGGCGUAGAAUACAUGAGGUCGCGUGAAAAAUUCGAGCGAUUUGCCUACCGUUUUGAAACAGUUGUCUAACCAUUUGUACACUUUAUUGCAGCCAAAUAAGAUCUACACACGUUUAGUAAAGGUCAAUUCGGAGAAGAUAUAAAAGUAGGUCAAAGUUCCAAAUCACUUGAUAGGGCAACGCCCGCGACGCGCGAUUUCGUGUAUACUGCAUUUAAUAUCCUGUUAUCUUGUUAAAAUCAGAUUAGAAAGAUAUUGUAACAUGUUUUAUAAUUUUAACAAGUUCGCGAAUUACGCGAAGCUGGCACAAAUAUAUCUGAAUUAUAACAUAUGGGUCUGUAUUUAGAUGAAAAAUUAGUUUUGCUUCGUGACAUAUCUCUAGAUCUUAUUUUUAUGGAUUGUUUACAUAGCAAUUUCUACGAUGUCUUCUAAAUUAAUGUGUAUAUUAAUGUUCAAUGUUCCUGAAAUGCAUUUUGUGUUAUUAAUUAUGGAUAAGUACUUAAAGGUCGGUGCAUACGUGACGUGGGUGAAUUAACGAUUUCUUGCUGUUCUGUCCCGUCAACUAUUCGACAAUAAAUAAUAGUAGGACAGUUUGUUACAAGAACUCUUGUACAGUCGCCAUCAGAUAUAUCGGAGCGGCCAAGGUGCUCAUAAAUAUCUGAACAUGCCUCUAUUGUCAAGGCGUUAGAGUGCGUGUUCAGAUAUUUUUUAGCAGCUCGGCCGCUCCGCUAUAUCUGAUGGCGACUGUACCACGUUAUUUUAUCGUGCUUAGUAUAUGGCUCAUAGUGGAAAGCGCUUAUAACUACCUAGGAUUUAAAGUGACCCAAGCGGCCACGGCGGCAUGGAUACCAUGGCAACGUGAGAAAAUACAAGUUAUUUCACCAACGUGAUCUUUGCCGUACGAAGCGUAUAGUCUGUUUUUUUAAACUAUAAAGUAAUGCCCAUAUGAAUUAGUAUGGGGCGCUCGUUAUUUGCUUGCAUAGAAUAUAAAUGGCGUAGUAAAUUAUAGUUAAAAAAGACAGUAGUUUAGCAAGCGAGCGCCAGGCGCGUACAAAAUUAAUCCUUUCACCGUCUUGGAUGGUAAAAAUCACGGAUCGUAUGAAGCGACCUUCAAUAGAUAGGUUCUACAUAAUUCUGCCUCAACACCCAGAAAAAACAACGAUUAUAAUAUUUAUAAUAGUAUAGCACUUUGGUACAAUGUAUGUUUGUGUCCUGUGCCAUAUAAGUCGUGUGAAAGUCGACAGUAUUGCUGUAGUUAGGUAUUUAUGAAAUUAUUGCACAAAUUUAUGUAAUUUAUAAGCUUUUAUAGUUAUAAUUAUGGCUUUCACUUCGUCGAAUUUACCUGUCUAGUAAUAUAUAUAUUUACAUGUUUUUGUUAGCUUAUUUUAGUUAGUGCUCUACUGAUGGGCAAACAUCUCCUCCCAUUUUUUCUAACUUCGCAUGUAUAUUUUUGCUGCUGCGCUGCAAGGCUGUAACAGAUGCGCGUACCGGACCGCGACCUUAGUCCGUUUAGCUUAUCGCUUUCUCGCUUUCACUUAUAGAUGCGUCCUUCACGGACGUACGGCGAACCACAUUCCACUCGAUCGAACAGGCCCCGGACUAUACCAAAUCGCUGCCCCAAUAAGGGUUCUAUGUUUCACUUCUAUCGAAGUGAAAUUUGAACUUUAUCAUAGUGACAUUAAGUCGAAUUUCAACUAUCUUGAAAAUGUAACAUAGAACCCUGUAAUAUUGGGGCAGCGAAAUCGUGAGGAGGUACGCCCGUCUAUUACCGAUUUUGUGUAUUUAACUUGCCCCAAAAAGGUGUUAUGGAUACUUGCCAAGAUUAUCUUCACAUAAUCUUCAAUCCUCUACUUGUUAUUAUCAUAAGUAGGGUAAAACAACUGUUUAUUAGCAUCCAGAAUACCACAUCAAAAACGAUAAUUCUAUUUAUAGUAAGAAUGAUUUCAAAUGAUUUUUUUCGCCCAAACCGACACAAUGACUUUUGUUUAACAGCUUAGUUAAACAAAAGUCAUUGUGUCUUUUGUGCGCCGCGGUGGUUGUGCGCCACGGUGGCUACCUCAUUUCUCAUCAGUGAAAAGGAUCACGCCCGUGACUCCAUACUCGCAAACUUCACGGCGAUUUCGCAGUUUGGUUCUCGCCAAGAUGGCGGAAAAGCAUCAGCUGAUCGAGCUUAACUGCUAGUUAUCUAUGGCAUCAUACGUGAUUUAGCUAUUUUUCCAUUUGGUUUUGUUGUAAAACCGUAAAAUAUAGCCGCUUUAUAUAAUAAGGGCCGUCAACACUCGUGCGCGAAUCGCGACGCGA